AUGGAUUACCAGAAUCGAGCUGGUUCCAAAUUCGGUGGCGGUGGUGUCGCCGACCGCUCCGCAACCAACGCGGAUCGUCGUGAGCGUCUGCGCAAACUCGCCCUCGAAUCGAUCGACCUGGAAAAGGACCCUUAUUUCUUCAAAAACCACGUCGGAAGCUUUGAGUGCCGACUUUGUUUGACAGUCCACCAAAAUGACGGCUCAUAUCUUGCCCACACCCAGGGCAAAAAGCAUCAGACCAACCUCGCCCGACGUGCUGCGCGCGAACAGCGUGAGGGCAAGAACCAGGAUCCAUCAUCUCUUCCUGGUGCUAUGGGAGUGCAGGUGAAGAAACAGACUAUCAAGAUUGGACGACCCGGUUAUAAGAUCACAAAAGUCCGUGACCCUUUGACUCGCCAAACGGGUUUACUGUUCCAGUUGCAGUAUCAGGAGAUUACACCCGGUGUUUCCCCAAGGGUACGCUUUAUGUCUGCUUUCGAACAGAAGGUUGAGGAUCCCGAUAAGAACUUCCAAUACCUUGUUAUUGCUGCGGAACCGUACCAGACUUGCGGAUUCAAGCUCCAGGCAAAGGAAGUUGACCGUCGCGAGGGCCGUUAUUGGACUUGGUUUGACGAGGAUAGCAAGGAAUUCUGGGUGCAGAUCAUGUUCAAGACUGAACGAGAGGAGCGCUUUACUGGUGUCCCAGGUUUGGCGCCCAUGCGGAUAUGA
Messenger RNA from Penicillium angulare, 708 nucleotides. Its product is annotated as spliceosome assembly protein PRP11. The record is from RefSeq and is a predicted model, not a curated record. The transcript is spliced from 2 exons. Gene Ontology annotation, biological process: spliceosomal complex assembly. NCBI's taxonomy places the organism in Eukaryota, Fungi, Ascomycota, Eurotiomycetes, Eurotiales, Aspergillaceae. The coding region runs from base 1 to 708 and encodes 235 amino acids. Gene Ontology annotation, molecular function: zinc ion binding; nucleic acid binding. Gene Ontology annotation, cellular component: U2-type prespliceosome; U2 snRNP; catalytic step 2 spliceosome.